ACAGAGAGUAAAUCAGGAUGCAAACAGCCUUUAUUCAUCUCCUGUGGAGAAGGCAACUGGACGGCUUCUCGGAGCAACAUCCAGCUCAGCUUCUGUUUACAGCAAAGGUCUACUAAGCAACUGUCCUCAUACCUUGAAGGGUUUUUUCUUCUCUCACAGUUUAAGGGGCCUGAAGAAGAAACAUCGGCCACCAAAGGACCAUAAGAAUGAGUGACAAUGCUACUUUGGUUCCUCCAGCUUCAAACCAGGGUCCCACCACCCCACGCAAAGGGCCCCCAAAAUUCAAGCAGAGGCAGACUCGCCAAUUCAAGAGCAAGCCUCCUAAGAAAGGUGUGAAAGGGUUUGGAGAUGACAUUCCAGGCAUGGAAGGGCUGGGAACAGAUAUUACAGUGAUUUGCCCUUGGGAGGCAUUCAGCCACCUGGAGUUGCAUGAGCUCGCUCAGUUUGGGAUCAUCUGAGGCACUCUCAACAGCAUCUGCUAUAACUUUGAUUUCUUUUUCCCUAUUGAAUCUUGAAAUGCAGUCUUGUUCAGAAGUGGUUCCUUUUUCCUACCCAGUCAUUUCCUAUAAGUUUCUACUAAGAAUUCUAGUGUCAGACUCUCUCAUAGAGUACAGUUUAGCUCAGAAUAGUGGGGAAAUAUCAACUUUUGUUAGGGCAUUUCAAACCUGACUACAUUUUCCUAUCAACUGUGCGAAGUCAUAAAUAUUUCUCUAAAUAUUUGUUUGUUAUGUCCUUCAAAUCUAUUUUUGCUAGGCAUUCUUUAUGAUUAUUAAGUAAUAGGCUUCUAAAAUAACAUUUAUGUCACUCACCUCCCCUUCUCAUUUAAUAAAGAAAAUAUUUACUUUGA
Molecule: messenger RNA, 847 nt
Organism: Myotis daubentonii (Daubenton's bat)
Lineage: Eukaryota; Metazoa; Chordata; Mammalia; Chiroptera; Vespertilionidae
Gene: PDE6H
Product: phosphodiesterase 6H
Exons: 4
Coding region: 207-458 (83 amino acids)
Biological process (GO): visual perception; positive regulation of G protein-coupled receptor signaling pathway; positive regulation of epidermal growth factor receptor signaling pathway
Cellular component (GO): photoreceptor outer segment membrane
Molecular function (GO): cGMP binding; 3',5'-cyclic-nucleotide phosphodiesterase activity
Source: RefSeq, a predicted model, not a curated record